Molecule: messenger RNA, 1157 nt
Organism: Plutella xylostella (diamondback moth)
Lineage: Eukaryota; Metazoa; Arthropoda; Insecta; Lepidoptera; Plutellidae
Product: ribonuclease H2 subunit B
Biological process (GO): RNA catabolic process
Cellular component (GO): ribonuclease H2 complex; nucleoplasm
Source: RefSeq, a predicted model, not a curated record
GGUAUAUUUGUUUUGUUUACAAUUUUACAUUACAAAUUAUUUUUAUAUUUAUUUAUUUCAAUAAUAUAUCGUAUAUUUAUUAGCUUGCAGUACAGCGUUGAUAUAUGUAAAGAACAUUAUAAUUUAACGAAGUAUCUACCUACCUACGCUACAUCAAUCUUGACAAUGACUACUAGGUCCAAAAAGAAGCCUCCAACUGAUGAUACUAAGAAAACUAUUAUGAAACGGGUUGAGAAUUCAUGGAUUUUAAUUGCUAAAGACUCAUUGUUGGAAAACAGCAACUUCAGCAUUGUAACUCUACCCCACCCCUCCCAUGGUGAGCCCACAAAAUAUUGCUUGGACGAUGAUCAUAGCAAAAUGUUUGAAGUGGUCACAUUUGAUGAACCACACCGGUCAUGGUUCAUUGGUGAUACCGUCAAGUCUGAUGGGAGUUUACUCAUCUGUUCACCGGUCAACCCAAUAUUUCUUGUUCUUCCUCGAUUGAAAGAACAGUGUUCCAACAGAGCAGUGCCAUUGGAAGACUUAUUGUCUGAAAAGGGGUUUGACAAAAUCAUAGACUUCAUACCAGACUUAGAUAAAGUGGCAGACUUAAAGGGUCCUGCUGACAUAAAAGCAUACAAAUACAAUGAAGAGAAAACACUAAGUUGGCUGGAGCAGAGAGUGAGGCGAGUGGCAACAGUUCUUAAAGACAAGAACAUUCAUGUCAGGUCCGGUGCUGUUUCAGCCACAUUUAUAGCAAGCCAAGUGGAUGGAGAGGCUAUAAAUGAAGAGUUCUACCUCAAAUAUGCCCAUGGACUUGUAUCUGAAUAUCUUCAAGAUGAUCUGAUGGAGGCGCUGGAAAAGCGGUUUAAUUUCACGCCGGAAUUAGUAGAAACAUUAGCAAAGAAGAGGAAAUCAGAAGCACAGUCACACAGCCCUAAUAAAAAAACUAAGCAUGAUACUUCAGUUGAAGAUUUAAAAGAAAGUAGUAUUUUGAGUCCAACACAGAACUUGCCUGAUCUCAAGAAACAGAAACCCAUAUCUGCUAAAGAAAAGGCGAGGCAAAAAGCUGCCAGUGGAACCAAGACCAUAUCAUCCUUCUUUACGAAAAAAUAAGUGAACUUUUUAAUUAAGCUGACUAUAAUAAUUUACCUAUAAUAAAUCAGUUCAUUUUUCUA